ACUGAUGCUGUUGAUCGUGGAAUUUAUGUUAUCUGUUCCUUUGUAAUUUGCGUUUUGCAUCUACAGUUCGGUAUUCUGCUAAGUACGAUACGCAGUACCAUCUGUCUUAAAAAUUUUGCACGUGCGUGACUUGCGUAAAAAUGAUACAGCACGUCGACUGGAUGCUGCAUCACUUAAUUUGUUGCUGCUUGGAUUUAACAAGCGCUUCCGUGGGAACAUAACUGUGCCGCUUUAAAACGGUGACAUUCUCUAGAAAGGACAAAACUGUAGUAUAUCAUCGUGUCUUCCCGAGGGUGUUAGAUACGGUCAGAAAUCAGACAGAAUCAUGUUUUUCUCACAGUUUCACACCCUUUACCUCUCGCACUUGCUGUUAAUAAAUGGACUACUUUGUCUUGAGAAGGGCAUUUUCGAUAUGACUGUUUUCCAAAUACGUGGAAGUAAAACGUUUCAAGAGAUCGACUACGCAUAUCCUUUUACGGAUAGAAUUUACAUUUCAAAAAGUGAUUUUGAAAAGAUGACAUCCGAAAUAACGGCUAAUUUUAUAACCGCUACCAAUAUUGACCCCAAUGAUCCUAUCCUAACUUCGGAACCAAAUGCGCUGACAGAACUCAUCAAGACCAUUUUUCAGCUGUCGACUUCGUCUGCGCCCGAACUUAUGAACCAAGAAAAACGCGCUUUCGUGUUUCUGUCAAGGAAUACCGACUCAGCUGAAAGGCUGAACGCUCUGUAUAACCAGUCGUCUAAAUGUGACAAAGACGUUAUUAGAUCAAUCAUCAACGGAUAUCCACCAAACCCAGAUCUGGGCUGCGCGAGUGGCGAGAUGCGUUGCGGCGGCAAAUUAUGCAUGCCAAUUGACUGGCGUUGUGAUGGAAUCAGAGAUUGCCCUGAUGGCAGCGAUGAAAGGAACUGCCACUUUGGUUGUAACAACUUAAACGUUUGGGUGCCUCACUAUCCCUGUGACUUUGAUCGCUGUUUUCCUUGGACCGAAAGAUGCGAUGGCAAAGCUUCAUGCUACGAUCAAUCCGAUGAGCGCGGAUGUCCACCUGGUUGUAACAAAUAUGAGUUUCGAUGCGACGGAUUAAAAUGUAUUCCUAAAUCCUUCCUUUGUGAUGGUGUCGCCCAGUGCGAGGAUGAAACAGACGAGAAACACGAGAAUUGCCCCUGCAAGAAUCAAGGACGCCCGUAUUUUCUUGUUGGUACCUCUACUCAUCCUGUGCCAUACUUAUGCGAUCGGGGGUAUCCAAAAAUCGAAGAAAGUGGUAGAAUCAGAGAUUUAAAAGAAAGGCGCUAUGAGAAGGACAACGCGCUGAGUGCUAUAGCUUUGCUUAUGCUGCCUUCUAGCAUCAGUUUCUUUAACCCUAAAGACACAAGCGAGCGGCCAUGCCUUCCUAAAGAGCUUCUCUGCGAAUCUGAUAGUUCGUGGACAGAUACUGCCAAACAUGAUUGCUUAGAUGGUGCAGACGAAAACCCUGAGCACUGCCAAAUUUAUCGUAAAGAUCAGAGAUGUGAUGGAACCGAGUGGGCUUGCGCGGUGAAACCGUCGCAAGAUGAUGUCCGCGGUUGCAUACCACGGCGCCAGUGGUGCGAUGGGAGAAAAAAUUGUCAUGAUGCCUCUGACGAAAACCCCGCAAUCUGCAGAGCAAGAGAUACGGAUAAGUGCGCUAAUAUGUACAAAUGUCGACGGGAAGUAGACUACUAUGCGACGGAAAAUAAUGGAAACCCUCAAUGCAUUCCAAACGAAUGGGUAUGCGAUGGAAAACAGGACUGUCCCGGCUUUAAAGGAUGGGAUGAGGACUCUUGCAGUUCUCAUUAUCAGAAAUUCCAAAGGACAGAAAAAAUCGCUCACGAUAUUCAGGCUGGAUUUGGUAAAGUCAACUCUGUGGUUAACCUUUAUUAUCAAACAUUUCACCGAACCAACGAAAUCCAACCGGCGGCACUAGGAACAAUCCGCGCGGAAAGCUAUUUUUCCUGCAUGCAGGAUGCAGAAUACACAGUUGAAGCUUGUACUAACCUGAGAGUUACACACCCAGAUAAAAACGCGGUGUAUAAUGUUCCCCGAUGUGCAAGUUCCGGCAACUAUUCCGGGACAGUUUCUCCUGCUUUUAUGUACGAGUUUUUAUACUGGAACCAGUGGCAUCAAUUUACUCCUCUGCUGCAGAAUAUAGGCAGCCCCCUCUGGAAGGACCAACCAUUUAUUCCAGGCAACGCGGAAGUGUACCAGAUAAACCUUGCAGCUGUUCGCACUUCAAGUGGUUCAGUGGCGCAAAUAUUUAUAUAACCAACGAGACGUUACAUUAUUUUCUUCGUGUUUUUAUGAUUUGCGCACAAAUUUUUCCUGUCGAAGGGCCUCUAUAACAAAACUAUUUUUGUUUAGUAGUUAUCAAACGAUACGAGAUGAAUAAAAUGAAUGCCAGUUA
This is a messenger RNA of Paramacrobiotus metropolitanus, 2417 nucleotides long. RefSeq names its product low-density lipoprotein receptor-like. Gene Ontology annotation, molecular function: protein binding. The record is from RefSeq and is a predicted model, not a curated record. Gene Ontology annotation, cellular component: plasma membrane. The transcript is spliced from 4 exons. Bases 326 to 2278 code for a protein of 650 amino acids. NCBI's taxonomy places the organism in Eukaryota, Metazoa, Tardigrada, Eutardigrada, Parachela, Macrobiotidae.